AUGUUGUUCAACAUGACCAGGUGGCGGCGGUACAAGGCAGGGGAAGUCAUUUUCGACACUGAGGCUGGGGGUUCAGGCUUGGCUACGGCGCUGCAUCUCAUGGUGGAGGGAGUGGCUGUGCUGACAGCUAAGAGGGAUGGAAACUCGGCCACCAGCUUUCUGUACAGCGGCUACAUAUUCAAUCUGGCGGUCUGCAAUGUGUUUGGGGUCUACAUCGGCCUCGAGCGAGCCCCCAUAGAGCAAGUGUAUGCUUCUAGCGGCCAGCCAGAGGUCCCUGGUUAUACUGAGGGUGCCAGGUCCAGGGAUCUGGUCGAGGCCUUGACAGAGGAGGAGUUGCCGCCCUUUAGCAUACGGGCUUGGCUCAAAUGGUGA
Molecule: messenger RNA, 372 nt
Organism: Coccomyxa subellipsoidea C-169
Lineage: Eukaryota; Viridiplantae; Chlorophyta; Trebouxiophyceae; Coccomyxaceae
Exons: 3
Coding region: 1-372 (123 amino acids)
Source: RefSeq, a predicted model, not a curated record